UGUCCUGUUAUUCAAAUAUGCCUAUCACCAAUUCCACGACAUACAACGUACAACAUAUAAAAUUUUCUACGCAAAAUACUGAACGGUUAAUGGAUAGGCCUAAAGUUCUAAGACGUCGAAAAACGCCUUACGUUUGGAAAGAUAAAUUAAAUCCUGUUUUUGACGAUAAUGAUAUCGAUAAUGAUGAUGAAAGACAGAGCAUUAGUACCACAAGUAGUGAUAAUGACAAAAAUAGGGUAGAAAAUUUUGUCAAUAUGGAUGAAAAGAAUUUGGAAAAAGACAAAAAAAUGGGUAAAAGGAGUGAGAAUUUUAAUGAGAAGAGUGAUAAUGUUUAA
This is a messenger RNA of Scutellospora calospora, 335 nucleotides long. Lineage: Eukaryota; Fungi; Glomeromycota; Glomeromycetes; Diversisporales; Gigasporaceae. The record is from the annotation of a GenBank genome assembly.